Molecule: messenger RNA, 5094 nt
Organism: Alosa sapidissima (American shad)
Lineage: Eukaryota; Metazoa; Chordata; Actinopteri; Clupeiformes; Clupeidae
Gene: nim1ka
Product: NIM1 serine/threonine protein kinase a
Exons: 5
Coding region: 3443-4828 (461 amino acids)
Biological process (GO): protein phosphorylation; intracellular signal transduction; microtubule cytoskeleton organization
Cellular component (GO): cytoplasm
Molecular function (GO): ATP binding; tau-protein kinase activity; protein serine/threonine kinase activity
Source: RefSeq, a predicted model, not a curated record
UCUAUUUCCCGCAGUGUGCGCUGCAAGCAGAUACUGGCAUGACCAGUAGCCUACCUGUCGAAUUGAUUAGACGGUAGCGAUGUUCUUUUCAAACCAUUUAUUUUCGCGUGAAUUGAGACUGUUGCUUGACGAAAUAAAUAAUUUUACCAAUCAUGCAGUCUCGCAUAGGCUACUUCUUUCUUCAUAUUAGCCUAUGUAAUAGUCCAACACAGUCACAGAUGCACAAAAUAGCUCGCACCAUUAACAGCCAGUUUAUUCCAUUGGUGAAAUGAUUGCUAUUUUACAAGUAGCAUAGUUCUUGAUAGGACACAAGAAGUCCAGGUUAUGGAUGAAAUGCAGUUUACUUAGUCUUUGGUACUUUCACCUGACGGGCAGGUGAACCUGGCAGCCUCUGAGCACUACAUCACAGCUCGUCUAAAAUGACGCAUUGAUGUUGCCAGUGAGAGUCAAUAAAAUGCGCUUGUUUCAGCGCAUGACGAUAGGGGGGAUUACCCAUACGUGGUUAAGCAUUGGUGUGAUUUAAGGUGAGCUGUCGCUGGCAGGACAGGGGCGCCACCACCUGCACAAUCAUUUGACAUGAAUUGGGUUGUUCGGUUCUAAUGAGUAUGCAGCUAAGACUCCGAGGAAAGGUUGGAGCUAUUACACCAUCACAGAGGUAAACUAUCUUCCUGUAUUCAAGUGUUGAGUGGGGAACAUAUGACAUGAACAAGUAAAAUGUGCAUGAUUCUUUCAAAAUGCAUGUAGUCUGGUGUAUCAGCUGAGGUCUAUACAGCCAAAGAAAAGUUAGGUCACUGAGUUCUGAUAACAUUAAUUAUUUAAAGAGAUAGGCUAUUGAACUGUGGCAAUGAACAGCAAUAUGACCUAUAUGAUGCAAAGCAUCAGAUGAGACCCUGCACAUUGAAUGGAUGUGUGUUAUAUCACUCCAAUGGAAGUGUUCUUGCGUGGAAGCUUCUAGCAUAGGUCUUUAAAGAAGGUUGAGGGAUGGGUCCUUCCUAAUGACUGUCAAAUGCAAUGCUAUUCAUUACUUUUGCUUUGAUUGCUGGCCUUCGUCGUCCGAGUGAAACUUUUGUGUUUUGGAGCCUUUGAAGGUGCAUCAGUUGUGAGCUUUGUUUCAUAUUGAGGGAUAAAAGCCUCUUUGAUGCUUCGGAAUAAAUCAGAAGAUGCAAAUGCAGCGGAAAUAGCUUUUUAUACUGGUUGCCCAUCAUCUGCAUGACCCCCUCCCCUCUGCCAUGAGCCCUUUCUUGAGGCCAACACAUGAUCAAUUGGCACCUUAAUUAAUAUUUUUUUGUUAUGAUGAUUUUUGACGCAUUUGAGGGUUAUGUUAUAAUGACAAACCUCAUUUCUAACGAUGAUUUCUGGGGUAGUUUGAAGUUGGGUGCUGUAGAGAAAAUAAGAGAUUUAAGAUUUAUUUAUUUUGGUGAUGUUAACACCAUCACUGCAGGCUACCACACACACACACACACACACACACACACACACUAAGGUGAAUACCAACAGCAUUGCAAAGAUUUCUUCUUCCUUAGCAGUGCCAUGGUAACUAAGGACCCUAGAGUAUCAUGGCUAAUGAGUCUGCAUGGAUUCAUUCACUUGGGGGAAGAAAAGACUGUCCAUCAAGGGACUGAGAUAGUGUGCGUAACACAGAAUGUUUAAUUUGCUAACUUUAUUUGUCCUUGUCUCGCCUUAUGUUUUUACAUUUCUGCAGUAGAUUGAUAUACAGAAUAGUGGGCUAUAGAGUAAAGCUGAGUAGGCAAGCUUUGUAUACAGUUGCCAUUUCCAGUGCAUCGCACGGCGAGGAGUAACUCUUACCAUGAUAGUUUACCCUCUGCUUAUAAUGGCGAUCAUCACAAAACUGAGACGUAGUGUCAUCACAAAAUUGGCAGCUCAGCUCUCCUUACUAAUGUUUUGCAUUUGUCAAUAGUGGAGACAUGCAGCUUUGACGUCAUGACACAGUACUCUGAUGUUAUCACAUCAGUCAUCUGAGGCCUUGGCUGCAUAUUAAAUGCUAGUCAAUAACAAUGAAGGACUUUAUUUCUGGUUUGUGAACACUACCUGGACUCUGGAACUGUAGCACUAGUGAACAUAAAGAGCUGGGCACAUGUAGAAGUGGGUUCAUUAUUGCUGUCAUUUGUGAAAGAAUGUAAACAUGCAGUAAAAGAAAGCACUAGUUCCGCGAUAUUUAAAAAUGGCAGGGGGGUGUUUUGUGUACGUGUGUGUGUGUGGUUGUGUUUGUGUUUGUGUGUGUGUGUGUGUGUCUAAAACUCUCAUGGAAUUGUUUGCCCAUAUAAAUUCCAGAGUGGACCACCUCUUGGUUCCUAGGCUUGCUGGCCUCCUAUUGUCUCCCAUCUAUUCACCCCUGAGCUCUUUAUCCUCCUGGACCAGGCAUCUCAAUUAAUGCACAUGGGGGAGCUGUGUGUGUGUGUGAGAGUGAGAGAGAGAGAGGGAGUGAGAGAGUCUGCUUUUGUAUGUUUUUGUAUGCUAAACUUCUCAGUUUUCCCCAAUGUGCUGCUCCCUUGCUCACAUCACUCUCUCUCUCACCCACUCUUUAUCCCCUCUCUCUCUCUCUCUCUCUCUCUCUCUCUUUCUUUUGCUCAUUUCCCUCUCACCCUCCCCUCCCUGGUGGUGAUUUUGAAGUGAGUAUCCCAGAAUUCUCUCUGACUGCCGAGGCACAUGUUGUUAUUUUGUCUCGAUGGGGAAGAGAUGAUGUCAGUAGCUUGAUGAUCCUCCACAAUUUGCACCACCUGACGUGCAGGCUCUUGAGCAGCUCAAAGCCAGCUGGCGUAAAGGGGAUCCCUGGCUGUGCCAAAGACUAAGGUGGAGAUUUGCAGAGUCGAUAAGUAAAGCCGGGAUUAGGAUCUGUGGCAACCAGCGCGCGUUCUAAUCCCGACAACAGGGCGGCCGGAAAGAGAGAGAGAGGGAAGGUUGCCGGGCCCCUGGGGAAACGUGAACCAGAGAGGAGCCAGAAUCCGAGAGAGGCGGUUGAGCCCUGUGGAGUGGCAGUGGAGGUGGUGAAGAGGGGCCUUUUGCUGCCCGCAGGAGAGACGGUAAGAGUCCCCGGAGGGCGGCCUUUCCUGCUGAGGACAUCAUGUUCCGCUGAGCGGGGCCACAAAGGAGCAGCAGCAAGCGGCAGCAGGAGAGGGAGGAGGAGAGGGAGGGGGAGACGUGCUCCUCCGCUUUUUGGAGCAGGGAGUUUGGCAAUCACAGCGUCCUCGGCGCACUCAACACCAGGCUCUGUCUCUCUCUCUCUCUCUCUCUCUCUUUUUCUCUCUCGUUAUUGAUGAGUGACCGACGCCGUCAAGAGCCGCAGGACCUGCCAGCACCACCAGCUCCUCUCCCCCUCAUCCACUUUAACAUCUGCCCACUUCUGAGGGCUUUUUAGGAUGCGGAGACACAUGGACACGCCCGAGGUCAGAGUGGCCACUGAGGACAAGAUGCAGAGGACGGGAUGACGGCUGUGCACCCAUCUGAGGGGGGCACUGUCUCCUCCACCAGCUCCGUGCCCGUGGUGCGCUCCGGGGCAGCCGUGGCCCCUGCGGCCCCCCCUGGGGGCACCUCUCAGCGCUACGCCCGCUGGAGCCGGCAGGACAGCUCGGACAUCUGCACGGACGAUGAGGGCGGCGGGGGCCCGCCGCGACGCCUCUCGCCCCUGGAGAAGCUCAACCUGGACAUGUGCCAGGACGAGAGGGUCGUGCGCGAGCUGACCGUAGGCCGGCGCAUCGGCUUCUACAAGGUGCGCGGCGAAAUCGGCUGUGGCAACUUCUCUCACGUCAAGCUGGGCAUCCAUGCCCUGACGAAAGACAAAGUGGCCAUCAAGAUCUUGGACAAGACCAAGCUAGACCAGAAGACGCAGCGUCUGCUUUCGCGAGAGAUCUCCAGCAUGGAGCGCCUGCACCACCCCAACAUCAUAAGGCUCUACGAGGUGGUGGAGACCCUGACGCGCUUGCACCUGGUGAUGGAGUAUGCGGCUGGGGGAGAACUCUACACCAAGAUCAGCACCGAGGGGAAGCUCUCGGACAUCGACUGCAAGAUUGUCUUCUCCCAGGUCCUGUCGGCUGUGAAGCACAUGCAUGACAACAACAUCAUCCACCGGGACCUGAAGGCGGAGAACGUGUUCUACACCUGCAGCACCUGUGUCAAAGUGGGCGACUUUGGCUUCAGCACGGUGAGCCGGCGCGAGGAGACCCUCAACACGUUCUGCGGCUCGCCGCCAUACGCCGCGCCCGAGCUCUUCCGCGACGAGCACUACAUGGGCGCCUGCGUGGACGUGUGGGCGCUGGGCGUUAUGCUCUUCUUCAUGGUGACAGCCACCAUGCCCUUCCGCGCCGACACUGUGGCCAAGCUCAAGCGCUGCAUUCUGGACGGCGCGUACAUCAUCCCGGCCUUCGUGCCCGAGCCGUGCCAACAGCUGCUCCGCGGCAUUCUCCAACCGCAGUCGGCCGACCGCCUCACGGUGGCCCAGGUCAUGGCCUGCGAGUGGCUACGGCCGGUCGACUUCCCCCCGGCCGCGGAGCCCUUCAAGCUGGACCCGCUCUACCUGGUGGAGGCCGAGCCUGCUGAGCUGGAGGAGGACGAGCUGGAGGUGAAGAACAUUCUGGAGUCACUGGGCAUCACCGCGGAGCACCUGCACAACAACCAGGGCAAGGACUGCCGCAGCUCCAUCACCGGGGUCUACCGCAUCCUGCUGCACCGUGCGCACAAGCGCCGUGCUGUAGACAGCAUGCCAGUGGUGACGCAUAUGGUCAGCGAACCGGUCACAAUGGUCACUAAAAAGGACCGCUUGAAGGCCUACCGGAGCCUGCGGCACACAUCUAAACUGUGCGUCAUACUUUGAUCUUGCAGUGGGACUUGUCUUAAACAGGGAUUGGCCUAUCUCUUUUUGGGAGCAAGAGUGUGGUUCUUGAGUGGAGUAGAGAAGUAUAGAACAUGUAUUUUUCAUCAUGACAAGAAAAUAAAAUUAAUUGCCUGAUCAGGAGAAGGUGAGCAUGGAGCUCAUGUUGUCGAACUUUGCUAUGACACCUUUGAGUUUGUGUGAUAAUAAUGCCAUGAUUGUCAUGUAUUGUUAAUAUGCAUUGUAUCCAAUAAAACUCUAUUAUUGAA